This is a messenger RNA of Diutina rugosa, 3297 nucleotides long. It is a transcript of the gene SMC5, whose product is annotated as DNA repair ATPase. The coding region runs from base 1 to 3297 and encodes 1098 amino acids. Gene Ontology annotation, molecular function: ATP hydrolysis activity; ATP binding. The record is from RefSeq and is a predicted model, not a curated record. Gene Ontology annotation, cellular component: Smc5-Smc6 complex. Gene Ontology annotation, biological process: double-strand break repair via homologous recombination. NCBI's taxonomy places the organism in Eukaryota, Fungi, Ascomycota, Pichiomycetes, Serinales, Debaryomycetaceae. The transcript has a single exon.
AUGGCCCCGGGCGGCUCCCGUAAACGGGGACGACACCAAACGGAGGAUAGCAGCACGACCGAGCUGUCGACUCGGUCGCUGCUGCCAAAACGUCGUCGCACCGACAAAUUCCACCGCGGCCAGAUCGCUCGGGUGACGGUCAAAAACUUCACCACAUACGCCGAUGGCGAGUUCCGCUGCUCGCCAACGUUGAACCUUGUCAUCGGGCCCAAUGGUACGGGGAAACUGACAUUGGUGGCGGCCAUCUGCCUCGGCUUGGGCGGCGACCCCAAGCUUAUUAGUCGCGACAACAUGAAGCUGAUGAUCCGGGCGGGCCAGUCGCUGGCUCUGGUCGAGGUGGAAUUGGUCGAUAACCCUGCCAACAUCGUCAUCAGGCGAGACUUCAAUGCCAAAACUCUGACCUGGUACAUCAAUGGUUUGUUAAAGCUGGAGAAAGAAGUGUUAGCGAAGGUUAAGGAAUUUAAUAUCCAGCUCAAUAACUUGUGCCACUUUUUGCCCCAGGAAAGAGUGUCUGAGUUUGCCCUGAUGGACUCCAAAAAGCUCCUUGAAGAAAUUCAGCGUACGUUGGGUGAUGGCCAUUUGUUGAAGUGGCACCGACAAUUGAUCGCUUGGGACAACGAACUUCAGGAGAGUGAGGACGAGAGGGAACGCUUGCUAGAGAUGCAAAAGACGCUCGAGGUCGAACGUGACAAACUCAUGGAGGAGAAGGAUGCCUAUGAGCUGUACCAAGCGAAAAAGACCGUUGUCGAUAUGCAUCGUGAGUUAAUCCCUUUUGCUCAGAAACACGAUAUGGCGCAUCAGCUUCAACAAACCAAGCAGGACUACGAAGAAGCAAAGUUAUUAUUUCAAAGACAUGAACAGCUGCUUGAACCCAUGAGAAACAUUCUCGAGGAGGCCACGGUCAAGGCCGAUAGGCUACGCCAAGGACGUAAUUCUGAUUCUUUGAAAACUCUCAAGCAGACACAACAUACACUUGAGGACAAAAUUGACAGAUACCGUGAAAAUUUCAAAUCUAUCCAAGGUGAGAUUGUUUUGAAGCGGAAGAAAGCCAUGGACUCACAGAAGUUGUUACUGAAGAAGAAUGCUGAAAGAAAAAAGUAUUUGGAAAGAUUGAAGGAAUUACCCGAUCGUGUGGAUCAAUCCGAAAUCGAUGAAAUCAGAGAUGAGCGUAAUCGCCUUCGGUCGGAACAAGCGGAUAUUCAGAGAGAUAUUGAUAUCAAUAGGGACAAGAUUUCCGACUUACAACGCCAAGCCAAACAGUGCUCCAAUCAAAUCAAAGAGUACGACAGACGUCUUACUACCACUGACAACUUGCUGAAGUUAGAUCCUGAAGGUAACGGAGGACAUGGUAGAAAUUAUCGUUUCCAAAUCCGCGCUCAGUCUUAUCAAGCUCAUCUUCGCUUACGCAGAUUAAAAGAGAGUGGUGAGAAUGUUCCUACCUACUGGGAGUGUCCAGUUGUAUCCUGUUGGGCUAAAGACCCUUCAUACGCCAAGUAUCUUGAAGCAGCUAUGGAUAAUAACUCGAGGUUUUCAAUCACGGUCACCUCAAAUGAGGACGCCAAACGUAUCGAAAAAUUGUUGGGCAGUGAUAUCAAUGCUCCCCUUCGUGUGAUCUCGAGGGAACAGGCACCAAACUUGUCGCGUAACGUCAUUGCCGAGUAUGGAUUUGAUGGCGUUUUGUCUGACUUUUUGGAAGGCCCUAAAGAAGUGAUCCAAAUGCUUAUCAGCACGUUAUAUCUUAACUUGAUUCCCGUCAAGAAAGCCGCAAUGAACCCUGAUUUGGUGUCUAGAAUUGCUCAAAGCGAGAGCCUUUUCACUCAACACCGCGUACGACGCUUUAUGGAGAACUUUUCUCUGUACAAUAUGAAGAAGUCCGCUUAUGGGUCCCGGGAUCUUUGGUAUACCACCGAAAAGAUUCGCAAUGCACAAUAUUUUGGGAACAAUAAGGGGCUCACUGAAGAUGGCAUCCAAAGAAUUGAGCAGGCUAAGGCUGAACUCAAUCUAAAAUUGCGUGAAAUUACUGCAGAAAUUCAAACUUUGGAGGAUGGUAUGCGUGGCAAACGAGAUGAGGUGAAGGACUUGCAGGAGCAAUUCAAUGACCUUGGUCGCCAUAGAGACACAAAAGUGAAGGUGAACAAGGAUCAUGAUAAAGUCGAACAGCGUAUCAAAGAGGUCGAAAGUGAAAUCAGCGAGCUCGAGACGCUUUCUCCGGAACAUUUUUCUGACGAGGUCAAAAAGUCUCAAGAGGAACUUGUGCAAGCUCAUAGAGCGCUCGCGAGAAAGCGCUUGGAUCUUUCUAAUCAUCUUGGCACUCGCGUGGGAGCAUUGGCUCAGUAUAAGUUCGUGGAAUUCAAGUACAUCGACGCUGAAAGUCGAUCACGCAAUGCGCAAGGUUUAAUGUCGCAACUUGAUGCCAUUGGCAAGGAUAUGAAGCAGGUCUAUCAAGCUGCUAAGAAAGCGUAUCAAGAUGCUAAGUCUACUGACCGGUCGAUUGCGAUUGAAAAUGCCAUCAGAUUAUUCUACGAGCGUGCGGAUCUCCAUUUAAGACAACGAGUUGAAGGUUUGAUGAACGAGUAUAAAACUGCUGAAACAUUCAGCGAGGCCAACAUGAUCGAAAAGGUUCAGCAUUUGGAGGAAGAGCUUCUAACAUUGCAAGGGAACUCUGAUCGUUCGGCCAUCGAAAACUUCCACAGAAAACAACAGGAUCUUGACAAAAUCGCUAAUAGCAUUCCUCAGCUCGAGGCCACUAUCCAAGAGAAUGCAUUAAAGAUUGAGGAAUUGCUGCCUCGUUGGCUAUCGGCAUUGAAGGAGUAUGUGGAGCGAAUCUCUGAUGAAUUCAAUAGGCGUUUCACUAAAGAUGUUGCAAGUGACGGUCGAGUUGAACUUGGUAUAGCCGAUAGAUACCGCGAUUACGAGCUACGAAUCCUCACUCAGUUCAGACCGACUGCGCCAUUGAAGGUACUUGAUCACCAAUCUCAAUCUGGCGGGGAGCGAGCCGUCGCCACCAUCUUUUUCAUCAUGUCAAUACAAGGCCUUACCGACGCCCCCUUCCGGGUUGUUGAUGAAAUCAACCAAGGUAUGGACCCCACCAAUGAACGGGCGGCGCAUCGCAAUUUAGUGCAAACUGCUAGUGUCUCCCCCGAAUCGCAAUACUUUUUGGUCACGCCCAAACUCUUGACAGGGUUGUACUACUCGAAGGAUAUGGCGAUUCAUUGCAUUUAUGCUGCCGACUCAGACCACCUUGUGUCUCGCGCAACUGCCGGCAACUAUCUCGACUUCCGUGCAUUAGUCAAGUAA